Molecule: messenger RNA, 5577 nt
Organism: Bufo gargarizans (Asiatic toad)
Lineage: Eukaryota; Metazoa; Chordata; Amphibia; Anura; Bufonidae
Gene: HOMER3
Product: homer scaffold protein 3
Exons: 10
Coding region: 542-1702 (386 amino acids)
Biological process (GO): G protein-coupled glutamate receptor signaling pathway; regulation of store-operated calcium entry
Cellular component (GO): dendrite; plasma membrane; postsynaptic density
Molecular function (GO): G protein-coupled glutamate receptor binding
Source: RefSeq, a predicted model, not a curated record
GCAGCUGGAUGAGGGAGGACAACAAAGGGGAAAAGGCAUCACUACAGGGAUCUUUGGGCACUGCCAGGGCACCGCGACCCCCUGCUGGCUAUCGUGCCAGCCUGGAAUACACAGCAGCAGGGACGGCUGUGGCCGCUCGGGGGACAUUUUAGCAGCGCCUCCUGGAUUGGGUAUGUCAGUCAGGGUCCUGCCCUGAUGGAUGCCACAGGAAAGUGACUGAAAGUUCUUGUGCCACACAAGGAGGCGGAGAAGGUGGCAGCUUCCCGGGCAGCAGCUGUGUCUGCUCAGUCCUGCUCGCUCAGCCCUUUGUGUCUGGAAAGAGAAAGGGCAGGGGGGGUGGCUAUAAAGCAGCUAACGGGUCUGGGAAGUGGGACAUUGACAGGAAAUUUGGAGAGCAUCCGGCACCACAGAGAGAGGGAAGAAGUGACCGGAGGCAUGAGAGACACGGACAUGGACACGGACCGCGCGAAAUGAAUAAUUUGGGCUCUGGGAAGGCCAGGCAUUGCCCUUGUGGAGCCUAAGGAAGGAGCUAUUGUAAUAUAUGCUGUGUGCACAUCUGUCAAGGAAACGGCGACAUCUCUCUUACCUUCUUCUUUGUCAUUAUUCUUCCAUAACCUUUUCUUCACAAAUGUCUUCUACUACUAACAGGGAACAGCCCAUUUUUAGCACCCGAGCCCAUGUUUUUCAAAUUGAUCCCGUCACCAAAAAGAACUGGAUCCCAGCCAGCAAACAUGCCGCUACGGUAUCAUACUUCUUUGAUGCCACAAGAAAUGUGUAUCGGAUCAUUAGUGUGGGCGGCACCAAGGCUAUUAUCAACAGCACUAUUACUCCAAACAUGACCUUUACAAAGACGUCGCAGAAAUUUGGACAGUGGGCUGACAGCCGAGCAAACACAGUAUAUGGCUUGGGCUUUGCCUCUGAACAGAACUUGACACAGUUUGCAGAGAAGUUCCAGGAAGUGAGAGAGGCUGCCCGACUGGCAAGAGAGAAAUCUCAGGACAAAACCGAACUGACAAAUCCAGCUCUCAAUAUCACCGCACAGCAGAUAGUACCUUCUCCGAUCAUUAAUAACAAUGGACCAGGAGAUGAGAAGCUCUUCAGGAGCCAGAGUGCAGAGAUGGAGUUCAGUACAGAACGAGAACGGGUGAAGAAGAUGUUGUCAGAAGGAUCAGUGUGUGAGGUGCAGUGGGAAGCCGAGUUCUUCAGUCUUCAGGACAACAACAAUAAGUUGGUAGCUGCUUUGCGGGAAGCAAAUGCCAAUGUGGAGAAGUGGAAGAAGCAGCUGGCCGGAUAUCAGGAGGAGGCAGAAAAACUACGGCAAAGGGUUACGGAGCUGGAGAGCCAGUCUACAACGGUGCCUGACACAGACCAGGAAAACGAACUUUCUGAACGCCUAAGAGAGCUCGAGAUGCAGCUUACCAACAAAGAUGAGGAGAUCCUUCAGUUGAAAGGACAAAGACCUGACCUUACAGAGCUGGAGAGUGAAAGGGAUGAGCUACUACAGAAACUCCAAGAGCUGGAGGAUCGAAACCAAGAACUGGAGAAAGAGCUGCAGAAGGCAGAGCAGAGUUUGAACGAUACACACUUGGAAAGAGACAGGAUACGGGAUGAAAUCAGCAGAGCUGGGGAUGAGCUGGAUAUAAAAAUCUGUCAGCUUAAUGAAUUGCGUUUGGGGCUUUCCCAACUCCUUGAAGGAAACUGAAGACUGGAAGGAUGGCUUCUGACUAAACUGCUGAUUAUGAUUGUAUAUCUAGUGGGAUUUGGGAUGGCAGCUGGACCAUUCCUAACUCCUAGUAAGAGACAGAUGAUCCUGGAGUACAAUAGUCACCACUUGUUAAUCUACAGUAUUUACUGGCUUCAUGUCUGUAAAUGUUAGCUGUCUCGCUCAGACAGCUGUAGAGGUAGAAAACCAGGUCCAAGUCCAGCCUAUUUACUUGCUAUUACCUAUACUUCUGCUGCAAUUCUAAUUGAAAAUAGAAGUUUCCCUUUCUCUGCAGUUUGUACUAAUUUCUAACCAGGAACAAAAGCCAUGAAACAAAACCAAAAGGAAUAUCUGGACUGCACACCAGAGUAGAUGUAUGCCCAUGUAAUACAAUUACUAUUCCCUCUGGUGAGAGAUAUCAACAGAAUAUAUUCACUGUGCAUUUCCACAUGAUAAACCAGCUUUAUAAGGUCAAAAACAACGUAAAACCCCACAAAAUCCGGGACCAGCUAUGUCAAUGCCUUAAAUAUAUAACUGGACUGUUACCAUUCUCUGACAAGGGGGACAUACAUAGACACAGGUAUUGUAUUCUAGCCAGUUUCAUUAAAGGUACUUAUCAAAUGGUAAAGGAUAAUGAUAUUGCCUACGCUAUAAUCAGACACACAUCUCAGUGGAUUUGACUUUCAGGGAUAAUCCGUUUUAGCUAUAAUAUGAAAUGCAGUGAAGAGAAUUGAAAAUGAUCAUACCGACGUUUUGGAAUAUUUGCAUAGCACAUGGCAUCACUUCUGGCUAGAACGCAGUUUACAUACAUUACAACCUACAGGGUGGGUGAUUUCAGGUAAUACAGCUCCAUUGGCGGUGGGAGCAUGCAAGAUACAGUUUCAACGUCACAGCAGAUACAGGCACUGAGCCGCUGUUGGACACUGUGAAUGCAAAACUCAUCUCGAAGACACACAUGGACUGAAGUAGGAAAAUACAUGUAAAUGGAUAGUCUAACUGCCACCAUAAAAUAUUCAUCUCAUGCACCUUUUUAGGAGCUUUUGUCAUAGGGGCACAAAGUCAACUAAUUAUGACUCAAUACCCCUCUAUUUCUUGCCUUUAAUACCUGGCCAAAGUACAAGUAACCUUAAAAUAAAAAGGUGCCUGUGCACUGUAGAUGUGCAUCAAUCAGGAGAUUACCUAGAGUGAGCCGUACGAAUACAGCCUGUCACAACGUUAUUUUAGCCAUUUCUGUGAUGAUAUAAAGAGAUGUACUAGAGCUUAGCGAGUAUGUGUGUUUUAUAGCCUUAAAAAUCCUUUAAGACAUUCAAGUAAUCACUAGUGAAGAAAGUGUUGUGAGAACUAGCCAUUUGUGCCAACAUUCUGCUUCACUGCAGUUAUUUUAUUAUCUACUGCACCAUACACCCAGCAUAUAAGGAUGUGGGCAUGCACCUCUGGCUGGCAGCUACAGUAUCUGGUCAGAACCCUAUUGAAAAGCUCCCUAUACAUUAAAAGCCGGGGACACAUUUAAAUGCAUUUUUUGCAGUACGGUAUUGUACUUAUUUUGCACCAAGACAUUUUGCAACCAUUUGUCUUCUGCUGCCUGCACUGUUUAACAUAUAAUGCAGGCUGUUCUGCCCUUUACAGUAAAAUGCGCCAGAGACGCUGUCUGAUGGAACGGUCAGUAACUCUUGUGUUUGAGCCUGAAGGAGUGCAAAGACAUUUCAGAUGAAUUGUUAUCAAUUUACUGAGCGAUCAGGUUACUGCUGCAGCCCACAGAGGUCUUGAGGAGAAAAGCCUAUAUUCAAAUGGAACCAGUCGGAAUUCUGUUAUCAUAACCUCAUAGUAUACUCCAUAAAUACUGGACAAGGAAGACCAGCACCGAUUUAUUGCAUAUUUAGCAUCAAAACGGUGUCAUGCUUCAGCUAAAUCUGAGAAAAUGCCUCUAUUUUAAUGCUAAGUAUACAAGAAGUACCAAUUUUCCUUCUAAAAUUAGAUAACGCCUGAAAAUCCUUCUUCCUUCACCCAAACAGUGUGACUGACAAAUUUUUAUGCGGGUAGAACUGAAAAUUACUGUGCGGUUGGACAAAAAGGACUCACAGGCUUUCUAUAGAAGCCCCGGCAGCAUUUUAACAGCUUAGUACAUACUGACUAGAACCAUAAGUAACACAUAUUCCCAUCAUAUUCAGCAUCUCCUCCUCUAUCUAAAACUAAUUUAUGCGGAUAAAUCUCUGGAGUGACUGUAUUGACAUCCUAUUCAUAGUUGGAAAUAGGACAUUCAUUUUUUAGGUAUUUGUUGUAGGCAGUGCCAGAUUUUGUGAAAUGAUCGGUCAUUUGUGGAUAGUCCAUAUGCAUAAUCCAAAGACAAUAUAACUGGUGGCAUGCAGCCACCAAAUACCCACCAUUUAUGGAAGCAGAGUCUGUCAUUGUUCUUAUCAGCAAGAACCACAGGUACUUGUAGUAAUGGAAUAACUUGAAAAAAAAGGUGAAACACCAUUGUUGACCAAACCUGGCUAUGUAGUCAGCAAAUUCUCUAACUUUUUGUAAAUCUGAAUAUCCUGACACUAUCUGGAAAUGCCCAGUAUGCUGCUACUGGUGGCUCCUUUAACCUUCAUAUCGUGUAUCUGUUUAAUGUGUAAUGCUAUGACUGGGGUUUGGGUCUGAUUGACUCAUUGAAUAAACAGAGUGGGGUAUACAGAUCCUCUAGACAAAACUGGUUACCUCAUUUUAUACUUUUCAGUACAAGGAGAUCUAUAGGGAAUUAUGAUCUAAGGGUCCAUAGCAGAGACGUACUAGUACACGUCAUGUAAUUUUUUUUUUCUUCUCUUUUAGACAGGGUUUCUUAUUUAUUGUGUUCAGCUAAAAACUGGUUUUGUAAAAUAAGAACUAAUAGGCCUUACUGAAUUCUAUAGAGGACCUGCACACCUCAAUUUUAUGUCCCUUCAGCAUUUUAAAGCCAGAACCUAUCAGGAUCAUGACAUCAAUGCAGACAGGCUCUCUGGUUACCCACAAUUACAUUUUAAAGUGAAGAGCUGUGAUGUUUCAUGGAAAGCAUAGCUUAAAACGUUCCAGGAACGUUAAGAGUCACAGGCAGCCCCCUCCAGCUUAACCCCAAUUGGGGAGUUCUUCCCCCUAUUGGUGUACACCAAGAGACCCGUCAGCCAAGCUAAGCCUGGCAGGCCCCUUUUGACUAUUUUCCCCCUUCUCUGGCUCAUUCAUUUUAGGGUUUGACUACGUGGUACUAGGUCGUGUAACAGUUGUUGUGCCUCAAGAAUCGCAGUGUAGAAGUGCUAGCGUAGAAAUAAAUGGGGUCGCAGUGCAAGUCACACGUUUGCCACAACCCCAGAAUCACAAAACCAGUGUUGGAUGUUUUGCAACUCUAAGGUUGCAGCAGUGACAUGCCGAGUUGUGCUGUAACCCCAUUCAUUUCUUCACUAGCACCACUACACUGCGACCAAGAUGGGCAUGUAGCCUACAGCCAUAAGAUCUAAAAGCAGAAGCUAGCCUGCCUCCUAGCAUUUGUUUCCUAUGCCAGUCCAUAGUACCCAUGUGCAGCAUUCCAAUAGUAUCAAAAUUAGGACACUAACUUCUGGCCUCAGCAUCUCAGGAAUGCAAAGACAUACUGGGAAAGACACUACUAGUUAGGAGAUUAAUUACAGUAAGACAUGGUUUGUUUCACCUUCACUUCUGUCCGGAACCGUCCGUCAGGAGAAAAGAUACAUUGACAUUGUACCAUCAGUUUACUAGGUUGAUUUUAUCAAAAGCACAACCUUCAUUCGCCAUUUCCCUUUUUCCUCACAUAUCAGUAGAACACAAUAACAAUUGUUAUAUUUAAACUGUUUAGACAUUUUGAUGCUUUUCUCAAUUUUAAUAAAGCUUUGCAGCUUUGAAUAACA